UCCAUUAUCAUCCAUUAUAAAAAAAAUAUAUUAUACAUACAAAAGAUUCGUCUUAUAAUUGACUGAACGCAGCGUGUUAGUGUGAGUGACUCAAAAAUUUUUGUCGUUCUUCAACAUAUGAUAGAAAGGAUUUUCAAAUAUAUUAUUUAAGGUUUUAUCAAUAAACUCCGAGUAAGAUUAAACAAAUAGCAUUAAUAUUAAAUAUAGGUUAGAUUUUGAUAAUACGAUGUAGACAGUAAAUACCUACAUAUAAAGUCCAAUUUAGAUAUAAAUUAAGCAUAACGACUCGCCAAUAACGUGACUGUAUACUUUUAUAAUUUAUAUCUAAACAGUGACAUAUAAAUAUCGUAACCUCACAAUCAAAUAACUAGUCGUAAAAGAUAUCUGAAUAAAAUGACAAGAAUUGUGUGUUUAAUUUUUGUGUUACAAGCGCUCGUAAAUUACAAUGAAGUUCACACGUUAAAAAUAUUAGGCCUAUUUCCGCAUCAGGGCAAAAGUCACUUUUUUGUAUUCCAACCUUAUUUGCUUGAGUUAGCGAAACGAGGCCACGACGUGACAGUGGUAUCACAUUUCCCGCAAAAAGUCCCCAUCCAAAAUUACCACGAUAUAAGCUUAACAGAGAAGAAUGAAGAAUUACAAGGUGAUCUCCCGCAUCGUUUAUCAUAUUGGACUUUUAUCCAAAUUAGUUUAUUAUUGGUGAUUUAUGGAACAGCGGACUGUAAGAUGGUACUGGCGAAUGAAAAUGUACAAAAUUUAUGGAAACAACAGAAGAAGUUCGAUCUUGUGGUGACAGAGCAAUUCAAUAGUGAUUGUUCCUUGGGGAUAGCCUACAAAUUAAACGCUCCAGUGGUUGGCAUAUCAUCACACAAAAUAAUGCCUUUUCAUAUGAAUCGAUUCGGUAUUGGGUAUAAUCCAUCGUAUAUGCCGUUCAUUGCUCUAGAAGGCGGUACCAAACCAACGUUAUAUCAAAGAGUUGAAAGAGUAGUUUCGCAUUAUUAUUUUAAUUUUCUUUACAAAUACUUCUGUCAGAGAAUCGAUGAAAAUACAUUAGCACAAUACUUCGACGAUAUACCGCCAUUGGAAGAACUAGGGCGGAAUAUUAAAUUAUUAUUGAUCUAUCAGAAUUUUGCUAUGAUGGGUUCUCACAUAUUUCCCUCCAAUAUUAUAGAAGUCGGUGGAUUUCACGUUGCUAAGCCUAAAACUCUACCUGAAAAUUUGCGUAAGUUUAUAGAAGAAUCUGAACAUGGAGUAAUUUACAUUAGUUUUGGUUCAUUAAUAAGAGGUGCAUCGACACCAAAAGAGAAAAUUCGAGCUAUUAUUGAAGCGAUAUCUCAGUUGCCGCAAAGAGUCAUAUGGAAGUGGGAAGAAAAAACUUUUCCAGAGGGCAAUACAAAGAAUAUUUACUUUUCAAACUGGCUCCCCCAAAAUGAUAUACUAGCUCAUCCGAAAGUGUUAGCGUUCUAUUCCCACUGCGGCUUGCUGGGCACAACUGAGGCCAUACAUCAUGGUGUACCUAUGAUUGGAAUGCCAAUUUUUGGAGACCAACCAGCAAACGCAGCAGCGAUUGAAGAAAGUGGACUUGGAGUACAAGUACGGUUCAAUGAUUUAACCGCAGAAACCCUAUUAGAAAAAUUCAAGACGGUAUUAAAUCCUAAAUUCAGAGAGAACGUAAAACGACUGUCAAAAUUGUGGCACGACCGUCCCAUGUCACCAAUGGAUACAGCUAUUUUCUGGACGGAAUUUGCGGCGCGCAAUGGGAAUUUAACCUUCAGAGCUGCCGCUGCAGAUGUGCCUUCUUAUCAAUACUUCGGUUUGGAUGUAUUAGCCGUAAUCAUUUUGAUUGUGCUAAUAUCAGUUUAUGUUAUCAGAUCAGUCAUAAAUGUGUUUAAAAGAAAUACAAGUAAACUCCAAAAAAGUAAAUCUAAAAAGCAUUCAUUGCCGUGUUCUGUAAGAACGUGGACGGCUCGAUCUCGAGCGGUGUUAACGGCCUCUAAAAUAAUGAAGCUUAAUCUUGUAACCUUCGCGAUCUUUAUACUCGUUCAAACGCUAACAACUAGUGCAUAUAAUAUUUUGGCUAUAUUUCCGUACCAAGGUAAAAGCCACUUUAUUGUUUUUAAAGUAUUUUUGGAAGAAUUGGCGAAUAGAGGUCACAAUGUUACCGUUAUAUCGUACUUCCCGGAGAAACAGCCCCGCAGUAAUUACCAUGAUAUAAGUCUGGAUCAGAAUGUGAAACCGAUUGAAGACAGUACCCCAGUGGUGGACAGAUCAUAUUUGUAUCUAUUCGGCAUUAGUUACUAUCUAACGAGCAGGGGUGUAGAAAAUUGUGAAACGUUGUUAGCAAAUGAACAAGUACAGAGAUUGAUCAAAGACAAGCCCAAAUUCGAUGUGGUUGUGAUGGAACAAUUUGUCAGUGAUUGCGGUCUCGGAAUAGCAUAUAAAUUAAAAGCUUCUGUUGUCGGUACAACCAGUCACGUGCUUAUGCCUUGGCACUACCAAAGAUUCGGGAUUCCAUUCAAUCCCUCUUAUGUGCCUUUUCAUUUCACGGAAGGAGGUUCGAGGCCUUCGUUAUUGCAGAGAGUAGAAGUUGCUGUCUUCGACCUUUGGUUUAAGUUACUCUACAAAUUUUAUACACAAAGAAGUAAUCAAAAUACGCUUGCUAAGUAUUUUGAUGACAUUCCACCACUAGAAGAUUUGGCACGUGAGAUUAAGUAUCUACUCUUAGGUCAUUAUCAAAUCCUGACGGGCUCAAGAUUAUAUCCAUCGAAUGUAAUUGAAGUAGGUGGAUAUCAUGUCCCCAAAGCGAAACCACUACCACAGGAUUUAAAAAAAUUCAUAGAAGAAGCUAAACAUGGCGUCAUAUAUAUUAAUUUUGGUUCCGUUGUAAAAAGCUCAUCAAUGACUGAAGAACAAAUCAAAGCUGUAAUCGGGGCUGUUAAUGAACUACCCCAAAGAUUUAUUUGGAAAUGGGAAAGUAAAACAGUAUUAGCCGAUAAAGACAAACUAUACGUAGCAAAAUGGUUGCCUCAAGUUGAUAUUUUAGCACAUCCAAAAACCGUUGCAUUUUUCUCUCACGCUGGUAUGGGAGGAACCACUGAGGCUCUCCAUUAUGGCGUACCGAUAGUCGCAAUGCCAAUACUUGGUGACCAACCAGCCAAUGCGGCCUCAAUAGAAGAAAGUGGCUUUGGAGUACAACUACAUGUUAGAGAUCUUACUAAGGAUAAUUUACUGGCUGCCUUCAAAAAAGUAUUAGAUCCUGCAUUUUACAAAAAAGUUAAAGAACUUUCAAGAGCCUGGCACGACCGUCCUAUGUCGGCAUUAGACACAGCUGUGUUUUGGACAGAAUACGUUGCUCGUAAUGCAAACUUCACCUUCAGGACAGCAGCUGCCGAUGUUCCUCUAUAUCAAUACCUUAAUUUAGACAUCUUAUUUGUAAUAUUAUCAAUUUUCGUAUUAAUAGUCGGUUCAUUCAGAUUUAUAGGAUCAAUUUGCUGUAGAAGGAAGACAGCUGUUGCUGGAAAGAAAAAAACUAAGAAAAAUUAAAUAGUAUUCUUAUUUUGGUA
Galleria mellonella (greater wax moth) is the source of this 3560-nucleotide messenger RNA. RefSeq lists its product as uncharacterized. Gene Ontology annotation, molecular function: UDP-glycosyltransferase activity. Bases 394 to 3540 code for a protein of 1048 amino acids. The record is from RefSeq and is a predicted model, not a curated record. NCBI's taxonomy places the organism in Eukaryota, Metazoa, Arthropoda, Insecta, Lepidoptera, Pyralidae. The transcript has 8 exons.